UAUUAAUUCAUGGAUGUAUGUUUAUUAUUUAUUUACUUUAGACUGUUUCAGAUAUCAAUCCAAGACCUUUUCUUGAAGAAAUCACAAGAAAACAGAUCAUUGUCAGAUUAAAAUGGGGAUGGGAAUUACGAGGUAAUUAUCAUCAUAUAAUAUUAGGGGUUUUAAAAAGCUCUGAUUAAUACAUGAAUUUACAUGUAAUUUUAUAUCUAUUAUUAUAUAGAUGUUAAAUACAGAAGAAUAUGUUGAUGGAAAAAGCAGAGGAAUUUUAGGCGAAGUUUUGGUUAGAUGUAACAAUGUUUUGUACAUUCGAUAAUGUCCUGAUGAAAAAUGAUCCUAAAUUUAUAUAAAAUGCAUUAAAUUUUAGAUAUCUGAC
Molecule: messenger RNA, 373 nt
Organism: Paramecium sonneborni
Lineage: Eukaryota; Ciliophora; Oligohymenophorea; Peniculida; Parameciidae
Source: the annotation of a GenBank genome assembly